AUGUAUCUAUGUGCCUAUCAACAUAAAAGCCUGACCAUAAUCCUUCUGGUUCCUGUUUCCUCCAUUCUUAACGGAGAGCAAGGACUUUCACUCGUGAAGCAGCAAGUCUUGGGAAAUGCUUCACUCAAAAUGUUGAGGGUCGAGGAGAAAUUAUCAAAGGGAUGGGGUGGAGAAAAUGCUUAUCAUGUUAGUGGCUAUCGUUACUUACUGGUUGAUGAUGAAAGAGUAUCCCGGGCUUCUCCUCCAGCAAAGGUCAUGACCCUAGCUAAGGAAUCUUUACUUGCCCUGAGCAAGCUGAGAGAAGAGGUGAAUUUGGAGAAGAAGAGAGCAAAAUGCAGCAGCAGUGAGGUAAAUUGUGACAAAGAAUUGGAAAUAUGUGUAAGAGCCAAAAAUGGUGCCUGGGUUAUAGCACGGACAUCAAGAGGGAAGGAGCUCUAUAUGGUUCUAGAAAAAGCUAGCGAAACGCUUCUGUAUGCCGCUGAUUCCGUGGAGAAGUUCAGCAACAGGUACUGCAGUGGGGUAUUUUCUUUAGAUUAA
This is a messenger RNA of Linum trigynum, 537 nucleotides long. The record is from the annotation of a GenBank genome assembly. Lineage: Eukaryota; Viridiplantae; Streptophyta; Magnoliopsida; Malpighiales; Linaceae.